AUGGACUUUGCGAGUCCCACGAGAGCACUGAUCUCGCUUCAGAAGCGUAAACCCGCUGUUUCUGCAAAUGCUGUCGAAGCUGCCAAGAAACUCCUCGAGAAAGAUACAUCUUCAAAGGACUACUUGGAUGCAAUCUUUAUGUUGAUGAACGACGAAAGCGAACGCUGGGAAGGCUUGUCUGUUUCGCUGUUGCUGGCCACCAAGAUUCUGGUCGACGCCACAGCCAAUCAAUCCAGUUCAGCCGUAUACAUUGAUGGGCCUCGUGUCCCCAUGGAAAAUGCAUCACAUGCAGAAACAAAGACGGAGCGCUCAUUCUCUCCGGAGCAGCUCUCGAAGGUUGCUACAUGGUUGCACCAAGCCAGUUUGAAGUAUCUGGAGCACAACGAACCUCGUGUUCGUACCUUUGUAGCAAAAGCUGUGGGUGCGCACGCAACUUGGAGCAUUGGAAUUGACAACGCUCAACACGAAGACGAGCGCCAAGCCGUUCACAGCCAGAUUGUCAAAUCAAUCCAAGAUCAUAUUGAAGAGGGUCGUGAUAAUCCUGAAAAAUACAGUAAAUCUUCAAUUGGUGCUCUGGACGAUACUACUGGUUGGAGGGCACUCGAGACAAAUUGGCAAUGCCUAGCUUGUUGGAUUGCCUCUCUUGGAGAUAAAUACUACGAAACAACGGGCUUGCAGUUGGACCAACUCUUAGAGAACGCGGAGCAUUCGGCCGUUGUUCACCUCAAUCGUCACGUUCGAGCAGCUUCUAUAGCAGUAUUGGAGCAGUUGACCGUCAGUGCUGGAAGUAACGAGAAACAUUGGCACUUAUUGGAAACAGGCUCUUUGCGAAAGACAAUUGUAAAGGUUCUCAAAGCUGGUUUGGCGGACAACUGGUCACAAGUUCGUAUGGCAGCAUCAGUAUUGAACCGUGUCUUCUGGAAGACUAUCAAGGAAACGUGCAAGUUCUCGAAUGACAACUUGAAACAACUCUAUCCUACUUUGAUUCCUCGAAUGUGCUUGAAUCGAUUUUACUUGGCUCAAGGCGUCAAGUUGUAUUCCCAUCAAACUUGGAAGCUCUUGUUCCCAGAGUCUGGCAUAGAAGUUGUGGCUCAAUCUAUCGCUCCCGUUGUCCGUUACUAUGUGCAGAUGUGUGACGCUGACAACCAUGUGGUCCGAGAAGCCGCCUGCCAAGCGGUUGCUGAACUGGCGGGCAAGAUAGGAAUGGACGAAGUCCACUACGCAGCUUUGCAACCUCACGUUCCAAUAUUGUUACAAGCUCUAAUUAUGUGCUUUCAUGACGAAUCUUGGCCAGUCCGUGACGAAGCUUGUCUGGCGUGUGGGACCUUUUGUCGAGCUUAUCCAGAAGAGUGCCGUCCAGAAUUGGAGACUUUGUGGACUCGGUGGACCGAACAGUUGACUGACCAAAUUUGGAGCGUCCGGGCCGAUGCUUCAGUUGCACUUGGUGAUGCCUGUCAGGCCUAUGGAGAAGAAUUCUUCCAUCGUCUCAUGAAGUUUAUCAAUGAGAAUUUGCCAGCGGCACUCAACCAACCAGCCAUGACAUUGGAAGAGCACAAGGCUUUACAGAACGAUAUGGCCUCGCACACAGAUUCACAACUCUACAGCUGUGGGUCCCUGGCGCCGAAACUAAAGAAAAACUCCAAUAAAUCCGGUGCUGGACGUAUUGGUUGCUCCAACUGCGAAGUCAAUCGAGACAAGCAGCCCUGGGAAGCGACUGACGGUUGUUUGUACUUGAUUCGUGAGUUGGUGGACGAGUGCAGUUAUGAUAAUUCGACUCUUCCGGCUCUAUCCGAUGAUAUAUUGUUGCCGCUCCUUCGACAAGUUGCAGACGUUUGUAGAGUCUCGCAUUUCCCGCAGGGGGACGAUUUACGAACCACACUUUGGAGACAGCUACCAACCAUGAUGGAGGCCAUUGGCAAGCAACGUUGCAAACGGUUGUACUUGGAAAUUUUCAUGGAUCUACUCAUGCGAAACAUUGAAUCCAGAACAGCGUCUGCCAUGUCCAAGCAUGCUGCGGUCUCGUGCGCCUAUGAACUAAGUAUGUUGGUUGGUCCCAAUAUCUUCAGGGGACGUGUCUACGACGACUACCAACGCGAGGCUUUGGACCGCGCCAUGAGUGAGCGGCAAAUGCAACAACAAAGGGCGCCGAAAGAACGAGGGACGCAGUUCUCACCAUUUGAGCCUCCUGGUCUAUUGGACAACCUAGACAGCCAUCAGUUCUCAAAACUGACACCAGGCUUGCCACCAGAUAUGAUGAAUCAUCCUGGCGUUGGGGCAGGUACUAGCUUCUAA
Cylindrotheca closterium is the source of this 2292-nucleotide messenger RNA. The record is from the annotation of a GenBank genome assembly. NCBI's taxonomy places the organism in Eukaryota, Bacillariophyta, Bacillariophyceae, Bacillariales, Bacillariaceae.